GCACAGCAUCAUUCCAUACUAACCCUGAGACUGUGCAUACUAAACUCGCACUGCAGUGGGACCGGCUCAGUUCUGGAUCAUUUCACACUGUGCGGACUGUGAAGGACACCUGCGUGAACUAUGUGAAGGGUUCCUAUAAAGCAUUGUUUGACCAUGCUGUUCCCUGCCUCAAAAUCCGAUGUGAAAUCGGUUCUGGAAGGAGUAGCAGAAACCACAUUCAGGACCAUCACGUCUGGACUGCAGUACUUUAGUUCUAACGACAUCAGCUUUGAUGACCACAUCAUUGACGGGGACUUUGGCAAAGGUGGAUACCCUCUGCAGAAGCCUUUCUCGGCCUACCGCAGAAGCACUUUCUCGGAUAAAGUCGCACCGGAUGAGGAACUGAUCCUGAAAAAUAUCCCAUUUUAUCCCACUAACAGCUCAGAUGGAUUUGGAAACUGGAGUCUUGGAGAGGAUGGAAGUAGCCUCCAGUGUGGGGAGAACUUUAUGGACAUGGAAUGUUUCAUGAUACUGACUCCUAGUCAGCAGCUCGCCGUGGCCGUGUUGUCGCUCACACUUGGCACUUUUACCGUGUUAGAGAACCUGGUGGUUCUUUGUGUGAUAUUGCAGUCACGUACCCUUCGCUGUAGACCGUCCUACCAUUUUAUCGGUAGCUUGGCCGUUGCAGACCUACUCGGUAGUGUGAUUUUCGUCUACAGCUUCUUGGACUUCCACGUGUUUCACCGCAAGGACAGUCCGAAUGUGUUUCUGUUUAAACUGGGCGGUGUAACGGCAUCUUUUACCGCUUCUGUCGGAAGCCUGUUCCUCACCGCCAUCGACAGAUACGUAUCAAUACAUCGCCCGUUGGCGUAUAGGCAGAUCGUGACGCGCACCAAAGCGGUGAUCGCCUUCUGCAUGAUGUGGGCCAUCUCCAUCAUCAUUGCCGUGCUGCCGCUGCUCGGAUGGAACUGCAAACGGUUAAACUCGGUUUGUUCAGACAUCUUUCCGCUAAUCGAUGAGAACUACCUGAUGUUCUGGAUCGGUGUGACCAGCGUUUUGGUCAUAUUCAUCAUCUAUGCUUACAUGUACAUCCUCUGGAAGGCCCACCACCAUGCGGUGAGGAUGCUAAGACGCACAUCACAAAAAAGCCUGGUCGUCCACUCCUCCGACGGCACGAAGGUCCAAACCACCAGGCCAGAUCAGGUCCGCAUGGACAUCCGGUUGGCCAAGACGUUGGUUCUAAUUCUAGUGGUGUUGGUGAUCUGUUGGGGGCCUCUUUUGGCCAUCAUGGUGUAUGAUUUGUUCUGGCGAAUGGAUGACAACAUUAAGACGAUUUUUGCAUUCUGUAGUAUGCUCUGCCUGCUCAACUCCACCGUUAACCCAAUUAUCUACGCUCUAAGGAGUAAAGACCUCCGCAGGGCCUUCCUCACGACCUGUCAGUGCUGCAGGAGCACCUCCAGCACGUCACUGCAGUUCGACAACAGCCUGGAAUCGGAUUGUCAGAGGAAUCAACACAUCGCUGCAAACCGUGCUGCUGAGAGCUGUGUGAAGACCACUGUGAAAAUUGCCAAACUGACAAUGUCCGUCUCUGCUGAGACAUCGGCCGAAGCUGUUUGAGUGUGUUUUUGUUGUUCAGCUGGCGAUGUGGAUGUUGAAUGAGUGUUGUUCUGAUUAGGGUUCAUAUAGUUUUGAAGAUUUCACUAGUUUCUAUUUCAGUUUAGUUUAUUUUGUUUUGUUUUAUUUGUUUGACAAGUUUUAGUUUCAACCAUUGAUCUGUUGACUCCUGGGGGUCAAUGAAGGUACUGCACGGGGCAGCGGCAAAGCUUGCCUUUUCCGUAAGAGGGUGCAAGUGAAAAAGACACUAGAAACUGGAUAAAGCCUAUAAAGAAUUGUGAGGAAGAUCCACAGAAAAUGAAAAUGGCCCACCUUAUACAGUGACACAGCACCACUAACAAGUCCAUCUGCCAAAAACACUGUGGAUCUGUGAUUGGUUGUUUCACAUGUCAAUCAGUCUGCAGCUUAUAAUGGGGUGUUUUCUUAUAGUCUAAAGUCAGGAUUUGGAGAUUAUACAGACCAUCCAAAAAUGACUUAAAAUAUGAAAAUAAAAUAAAUUUUCUCUGUAAUUGGAGUUUUAAUUCGUAUUGUUGUGCAUAUUUACAGUUUUUGUUCUUUUGCAGUUAACAAAAAUAUUUUUUUCACUGCUACUUUUGUCUUUAUCAAUAAUAACCUUGGUUCUGAUGCACAGCGUCUUAACAAAAAAAAAAAAAAUUAUAAUAAUUAAAGUGUCUGUUCUUGCCGGUCAUGCAUAAAGGACAAAGGUCAAAAUACAAAGCUGCUUAUGUUACCACUGGUUUGGUGAAUUCUUCAAUACAACAUCUCUUUUAAGUGCCGAAUUUUUCUCAAAAGAGGUAAUCGAAUUUGUUGGGGCUUUUUUCUUUGUUGUUGUUUGCCAUUAAAUGUCAUUGAAACAUGUAACUGAAAAUGUGUGGAUAAAGUGUGUACUUAAUGAAAGUUUAUAUUUUUAUACUUUGAAUUUUUUGUUUUUGAACAAUGAUAUCUCACAUGGGAUUAAGGGGCUAAUUGUCUUUUUCAUAUGAAAAUCCUGUAAGUAUUAAUAUAAAAUAUAUAGUUUGUAAAUAUGUUGUAAAGCUAUGUGGUGUUUUUAGUGUAUUCAACAUUGUCUAGUUGCCAGUGAAAUACAGUAUGGAAUUUGAAAGUUUUUUAAGUGAACGGAGAGCAUUUUUUUUUUUUUUUUUUUUUUUUAAGUUCUGUCGCUACUGAAGUACAUUAAUAAUUUAAGGUAGAAAUCAAGAUAUUUGUGAAGUUUGGUUAACAAAUGUAUUGAAUCUCAUUUAGUAUAUUUGUUGGGUCCUCAGGUCCAUUAUAUUAUGAUUUAGUGUUAAUGUUGUGCAGACAAAAUAAAGGAUUUUUGGGGUAAUUUGUUUUACAAGAUGGAUUGAACCAGUGAUGGAUUGUGGUUUACUAUCACAGAACAGUGACAUUUUAAAACAGAAAUAAUUGUGUUCUAAACCUGAUUGUAAAUUGUUUAUUUUGUCAUUCUGCUGUACUGUAUUUUUCUGAGAUGUAAAGUAUAAAUAAUUGUACAACAUGGUGAAGUGGGUAAUGCCAUUAGUGGCACCAAAAGAAUAACAAAACAUAAUGACAGUUUUCAAGCAAGUUUCCCAAACAAUCCCUCUGCCUGCCAUUGGUUUAAGAAACAGAUUGUCCCACCCCACACUCACACAACUGGUUGAGUCGUUGUUGUGUCUGACUGGUUGGGAUGCUCAAACAGACAUAGACAAAGUGUCAUAGUGUUUACACUUUUCAGGAUGUCAACCUACUUACUUACUGGCUUAUCAUAGUUGACUCUUCGUAUUAAACUUGGAUACAGAAACAGCCAACAGCAAGUAUUUUAACAAACUUUAAAAAAAUGAUUUACACACUUCACCUUUAAACAAGGCUGACUACAAACAGCCUGCUAAUAAAAAUACAUCAUGUAGUUCAAUAACAGUUGUAAAUAUCCAUAAUGAAAAUGUAAAUAUCAUGAGUGUUCAGUAAUAUUCCUUAAAUCGUGAUAUACUGUAGUGUGGUGGCUCUUUGUUUGCCCUGUUCAAAAUACAGCAUUGGUAAACUUUAACAAAGAUUUACCUACUUAAGUAUCAAAGCUUAAAAAUCAUAAAUUGUCAAAGUGGCUUUUGUUCCAAAGUACUUUAAAGUCUGUCAAGGUGAUGUCUUAAAAUACAGUAGCAUACAUUAUGGCUACUCACAGUCUCAUACACUUGUGUCACAAUUUAAUGUUUCAAAUUUGUUUUAAAUAAAGUCAGUA
Messenger RNA from Myxocyprinus asiaticus (Chinese sucker), 3805 nucleotides. RefSeq names its product cannabinoid receptor type 1A-like. The coding region runs from base 154 to 1596 and encodes 480 amino acids. Gene Ontology annotation, cellular component: membrane. Gene Ontology annotation, molecular function: cannabinoid receptor activity. The transcript has 2 exons. NCBI's taxonomy places the organism in Eukaryota, Metazoa, Chordata, Actinopteri, Cypriniformes, Catostomidae. Gene Ontology annotation, biological process: G protein-coupled receptor signaling pathway. The record is from RefSeq and is a predicted model, not a curated record.